Molecule: messenger RNA, 2558 nt
Organism: Fukomys damarensis (Damara mole-rat)
Lineage: Eukaryota; Metazoa; Chordata; Mammalia; Rodentia; Bathyergidae
Gene: CUNH22orf31
Product: chromosome unknown C22orf31 homolog
Exons: 4
Coding region: 496-918 (140 amino acids)
Source: RefSeq, a predicted model, not a curated record
AUUUCUUAGAAAGCCAGGUCUCUUCUAUGUAUGAUUGUCCUCUGUCCAAAUUGUUUUCUUGUUCUCAGCUAGUCUCCAGGAUGUGGAGACCAGCCUAACUGAGGCUGUGCUUUGCCUUUUACGGACCCAGAGUGUAUUUCUCUCUUUAGUGGCCUUACGUGGCCUAAGGCAGCAUGGUUGGAGGCUGUCUUCAGGGUUUGGCGAAUUACCUCUGUCGUUUCUGUGUUGCAGUGUGAACGAGUUACGAUUACAGCUUAUGCAGAAGCCUUAGGUGACCGUGCUUCCUAGUCCACUCCUGCCGCGGAGUCCACGGUCUCCCAGCAGACAGGGGUUGUCUUGUUUUCCUAGUUCACCCUCCCUCGCCCAACUUCCUGCCUCAGCGCGCUACGUUCAGGAGCCUGAGUAGCAUGAACUUGCAAAGUUUCUAUCUCUUCCCUAUUUGGUAUAAAAAAGGAGAGCAGGGGAGAGGAUAUAUAGCAAAAUUUAAAAAGGUCUAUGUGGUACGAAGGGUCUAUAAAAAGAGCAUCGAAUCCACGCGGGAGGGGAGUCCGGCCUCGCCACCUACGGACUUCGAGAGUCUAUCUCACUGAGCACCAGGCUGCAGGACGGCUAUGUGCUCUCUCCAGCGCUCACCAACAUCUGGACGGCCAGAAUAUGCGCAAAGCAGAACAUCACCCCAACGCCAGUACCUUCCAGGUCCGGAGAGGCAAAGCCCUUGAAGAGACCAAAGCCCACAGACAAUUCAACAGCAAGAGCCACCCAGCUGGUCGGGAUAAGAAACGCUGUCAAAAAUUUCAAGAGCAGGCGGCCAGCAGGGCAGCUGCCAGGUUCACCUGGGCACAAGAGGCCGGCAGGAAGCGUCAGAAAGAGCAAAGGAAGUUCAAAGGAGAAGAAAGUAACACCGCGCCAAGAUCUUGAGGACAGAUAUGCCAGACAUGUGGCUGCCACCCAAGAAUUACCCCGGGACAGUGGGGCGACAGCCUGGAAGGGCCAAGCAUUGCUUCCUGAAAGCCAGAAGAGACAGCAGCUGUCAGAGGAGACCCUAACCAUCCACGGCCUCCCCACAGAGGGCUACCGGGCUCUGUACCAGGCUGUGGUGGAGCCGAUGCUGUGGAACCCUUCAGGAACCCCCAAGAGGUACAACUUGGAGCUGGGCAAGGCCGUUAAACAAAAGCUCUGGGAAGCUCUGUGCAGUCAAGCCACCACCCUUGAAGGUGCUCAGGACGACACCCAGCCAAGGCAGGAAGUGGUUGGGUGAGGAGCCUGUGCCCAAGAAAUAGCCCAAAUUAAAGUGAAAAGAACAGGAACUCAUGAAUUCAGGAUAUUUUCUGCUAAAGGUCUGAAAAAUACGUACCACCUUUCAUGUAAUUUCAGAGUGCUUCUCAAAUUAGUGACUCCUCUCCCAGAAAAACAUGACAAACAUAUCAGAUUUACUUAAGACGGAAGUCCCUUUCCACGAAUGCUUUGGUGAUUUGUAUGUGACAAGGAGGCAGGCUCGCCUAUGUGUCCCAGGCUGGUCUCAAAUGAUAAUCUUGCCUCAGCCUCCUCAGUAAGCUGGAACACAGGCCUGCACCACCAUGCCCGGCACAGGAUUAGGUACUUUUGAGCUAGUUGCUUUGAGGUUUUUUCCUACAAGGGACGGGACUGAGGUUUCCAGGUAGGAAAAAGGCCUGGAAGAUGAGGCCAGUGGUUUAUAUCCAACCCUAUCUUCCCUAUUUCAAUAAAGCGGACCACCAUGCUUUUAUUGCUUUUGGAGCUGGGGUCUCACUAAUUGCACAGGUUGGUCCUGAACCUGAGAUCCUCCUGGCUCAGCCUCUCAAGUGCUUACUGAUUAUAGGUGUCAUCAGCUUGGCAAAGCUCUUGAUCAUUUACUACUACUGUGGUGCUUUCCCAUACGCACUGAGCAGAAAGCCUAUCACCACCUCACGGACUUAAAACACCCAUUCUCUAGCAAAUGCUCCCCCGCGACACUGCAGAACUCCCAAAGCCUGACCUGUGUUCCCAGGAGAGGAAGUCAUAGGGAUACUUCCGUGGGUAAGCUGGAGUUCAAAGCACUGGGUACAGGAAGUGGUGUAUGCCUAUAAUCUCAGCACUCUGGGAGGCUGAGGCAGGAGAAUACAAAGUUCAAGUCUAGCCUGGACAACUUUAGAGACUCCUGAUUUAAAAAAGGGGGGUAGGGUGGUGGAGAUGUAGCUCAGUACAAAAGCCCUGGGUUCAACCCCCAGCACUGGAAAAGAACAAAAACAAAAACAAAACACAACCAAACACUGGUCCAUACAAACCUCUUCCUUGUAGAAUCUGGGAUCUUGACAGAAUGGAGCAAUGACAACAUAUAACACAUACUUGAUAAAAUUGUAUUUUCUUUAAAGUCAUUUGUACAAUUUGUUACAAAACCAUAGAAGACUACGACUUGUUUUAAAUCAUUUUUGGUCUGCAAAUAUGUAAAAUCUGUGUGCAAUUAUCAUGUAUUUACAGGGCCUCGUGUUAGUCAUUUUCAAUGAUUACUCCAACAAUGUCACACUGUCAACAUAAGACAUGGCUUAAGAUAAAUAUAUUAG